This is a messenger RNA of Lagenorhynchus albirostris (white-beaked dolphin), 1340 nucleotides long. RefSeq names its product glyoxylate and hydroxypyruvate reductase (gene GRHPR). Lineage: Eukaryota; Metazoa; Chordata; Mammalia; Artiodactyla; Delphinidae. Gene Ontology annotation, molecular function: glyoxylate reductase (NADPH) activity; hydroxypyruvate reductase (NADH) activity; hydroxypyruvate reductase [NAD(P)H] activity. Gene Ontology annotation, cellular component: cytosol. Bases 54 to 1016 code for a protein of 320 amino acids. The transcript is spliced from 10 exons. The record is from RefSeq and is a predicted model, not a curated record.
CAGACUGCUUCCGCCCGCGGGGUCCGGCUCAGUAUCCGGCGUCUGGAAGGUGAAUGAGGCCUGUGCGACUUAUGAAGGUGUUUGUGACGCGCAGGAUCCCCACCGAGGGCAGCGCCGCGCUCGCCCGGGCCGCAGACUGUGAGGUGGAGCAGUGGGAUUCCGAUGAGCCCAUCCCCAGCAAGGACCUGGAACGGGGCGUGGCCGGGGCCCAUGGCCUGCUCUGCCUCCUCUCUGACCACAUAGACAAGAAGCUCCUGGAUGCCGCAGGAGCCAAUCUCAAAGUCAUCAGCACAAUGUCCGUGGGUGUCAACCACUUGGCUUUGGAUGAAAUCAAGAAGCGUGGGAUCCGUGUGGGCUACACCCCAGAUGUCCUGACAGAUGCCACGGCCGAACUCGCCGUCUCCCUGCUGCUCACCACCUGUCGCCGGUUGCCUGAGGCCAUCGAGGAGGUGAAGAACGGCGGCUGGACCUCGUGGAAGCCCCUGUGGAUGUGUGGCUACGGCCUCACACAGAGCACCGUUGGCAUCAUCGGGCUGGGGCGCAUAGGCCAGGCCAUUGCUCGGUGUCUGAAACCAUUCGGUGUCCAGAGAUUGCUUUACACAGGGCGCCAGCCCAGGCCUCAGGAAGCAGAGGAAUUCCAGGCAGAGUUUGUGUCCACCCAGCAGCUGGCCGCUGAGUCUGAUUUCAUCGUCGUGGCCUGCUCCUUAACACCUGAAACCAGGGGGCUCUGCAACAAGGACUUCUUCCAGCAGAUGAAGAAAACGGCCGUGUUUGUCAACAUCAGCAGGGGAGAAGUGGUGGACCAGGACGACCUGUACCAGGCCCUGGCCAGUGGUCAGAUUGCAGCUGCUGGACUGGAUGUGACAACCCCAGAACCACUGCCUACAAACCACCCUCUCCUGACCCUGAAAAACUGCGGACACGAGGCUGGGACGAGCUGCUACAACCCACAGCUGGAGCAUGAAGUUAAAGUCGGCACUAGAAGGCAAAACUCCAGCCUCCAUGACCUUCCCUGAGUUCCAAAGGGCAGAUUCAAACAGUUGCUAAUCAAGGGAGGAGCAGGUAAGAAACCACCUGAGGCAAGAUUAAAGGGACCGGAGAAGAUGAGGAGACCAUCUGAGACCCUGCACACAUCCUAAUCUUGUCAGCAAUCUCAUCCUUUUGAAACUCUGCAGGAGAAUGCAAGACUGUUACUGCCUUCGUCCUUAUUGCAUACCCCUGACCAUGAGCCCCGACUAUAAGACCUCUCCCUAUUCCCCAGGGAGGGGAGCACAGUUCUUGAGGUGCUAGCCUACUGUGUUCCCUCUUCGCCUGGCAAAGAAAUAAAGGCACUCUUUCUU